CUUUUCCUCUCUCUCUCUCUCUCUCUCUGAGCGGUCAGUAUGAGUAAGUUGUGGACAGAGGAGCAGUUCAACUGCCCGGUGUGUUUGGACCUGCCGACGGACCCGACCACCAUCCCGUGCGGCCACAGCUACUGCAUGGAGUGCAUCACGGACUUCUGGGACAACGAGAAGGAGAAAAAGAAGACGCCUGGCGCGUUCAGCUGCCCCGAGUGCCGGCAGACGUUCAGCCCGAGGCCACAGCUCUGCCGCAACACCAUGCUGGCCGAGGCCAUGGAGCAGGUGCGCAAAGGGAGCCUGAGCAACACGGCGCGCGAGACCAUCCGCAGAGCCCACGGAGCUAGCGUGAAAGCUAGCGCCAGCGCUAAGGGCAGAGCUAGCGGCGGCGCUAACAGUCGGCGCGGUAGUGGCCAGCGGGGGGCCGUGCCCUGCGACCAGUGUCUGAAGCGGGCCGACACGCUGGCCAAAGAGCGUCUGGUGUGCAUGGCGCCGUUCUGCGGUGCCUUGAAGCCACGACCAACGUAAGCUGAAUAUUACGAGCUGAUCGCACCGACGGCCAACAUCACGGAGAAGAUCUGCGCGCAGCACAAGUACCUGCAGGAGUUCUACUGUAAGCCCUGCCAGAUGUACGUGUGCUGGCUCUGCACCAGCAACCAGCACAAGGGCCACGAGAGUGUGUCCACACAGGCACAGCGCACGGAGAAACAGAAAGAGUUGGAGGCGGCCCAAACGCAGAACCAGCAGCGGUUGCAGGAGAGACAGAAGGAGCUGAAGGACAUGAAGAAAAUUGUGGGAACACUGACGCGCUCCUCUGAGAAGGUGCAGGAGGAUGUGGACUUGGUCCUGAGGGAGCUGCAGCAGUCAGUGCAGAAGCUGCUGGACCUGGUGGGGGACGUGAUGCUCUCCACUGGGCAGGAGAAGAUAGGCGAGGCCCAGGACGUGGUGCAGAAGCUGGAGGCCGAGGUGCGCCAGCUCAAGAAGAGAGAGACGGCCUCCAGAGACCUGAUCCGCUCGCAAGACAACAUCUACUUCCUACAGAAAUGUGAUGCUCUGGUGACCCCCGUGGAGGAGAGUGAUGUGGGGAGUGUGAGUGUGAACCCCGACGUCACGUUCGACUGGGUCAAGGGCACCAUCCGGGAUCUCCGGGACAGGGUGGAGGUCAUGUGUAACGUGGAGCUCAACAACGUCAACCAGACAGUGUUUGACACAGAAGUUUUCACAGUGACAAAGAAAGAUGACAAGAAGGCAGCUUUCCUGAAGCUGUUCUCAGGGAUUGGAAAACCAGCCAACGCCAGAGCUGCUCCAUCCAUGCCGUCAGUGAGUGUGCGAGGUCUAGGUCCAGGUAACACCGGACGCCGCAGCUCAGAGGCCAGGACACAAAACGAACCAAGAGGUAACACCGGACGCCGCAGCUCAGAAGCCAGGACACAAAACGAACCAAGAGCUGGAAGAGGAGCUGGAACAUCACCCCGUCCUGCUCGACACAGACAAGCCACUGUGGAAAGAGAUGAAGAUGACACCUGGAGUGUGAGUUCUCCGCCGAGACCAAGAAGAGACGAGAGAGAGACCGCUAACACCUCAACACAGCCACAGAGACAACACACAGAGGACAGAGACCAAGAUAACACAGACAUCAGUGGUCCCACCCACACAUCAUCAUCAUCACACACUCCACAGAGACAGGACAGGGAUCAAUCUGACACCUGGAGUCUCAGUUCAAUGAGAAUAAAUUCACGACAGAAGAAAGAGACAGUUACUCAACAGAACACCAGUUCAGCUCAGAAUGGACAGCCACAAGAGAGAGCAGUUGAUGCGUGGAGUCUGAGUUCAUUAUUACCCAAAGAUAGACGCAGGAGAGAGAGCCAACAAAGUGAAAGAGGUGAACGCUGGAGCUUGAGCUCACUGCUGCCCCGAAACAGACGCAAACGAGAGGAGACGGGAACUGUGCGAGAACUCACCCCAGACGCCCCUCCUUCUUCCUCAGGCUUAUGGGACGCCCAACCCACUCAAGUCAAUCCUGGUCUGUUCCUGGACACUCCAACCCCUGAGACGAUGACUUCACUUGCCUUCCCAGCUUUGAGGGAGAUUGACCUUGACAGCAUCCAAGCACCAGAGCCCCGCACCAGAGAGGACUUCCUGCAGUACGCAUGUGUCCUGACCCUUGACCCCAACUCGGCCCACCGCAGGCUGGUCCUGUCGGAGGGCAACUCCGUGGCGACGCUGCAGGCGACCCUCCAGGUGUGCCCUGACUGCCCGGAGCGUUUCGACGGCUGGACGCAGGUGGUGUGCCUGGGGCCGCUGACCGCCGACCGCUGCUACUGGGAGGUGGAGUGGAGGGGUCGGGGGUCAUCCCUGGGCGUGGCCUUGGCCUCCAUGCCCCGCAAGGGGGCGGACUCCAGGUCGGGGCUGGGCUACAACGGCCAAUCAUGGAGCCUGGAGCUGUCGGACAUGUGCUGCGCUGCGCUACACGCCAAUCAGAAGCAGGAGAUCCCCGUGACGUACUCGCCGCGGGUGGGCCUCUUCCUGGACCGCGCGGCGCAGACGCUGGCCUUCUACGGCGUGGACGACGAGCUGGUGCUGCUGCACGCCUUCCGCUCGCCCGCACUCGCCCAGCCACUCUAUGCCGCCUUCGGCGUCGGCUGCGGACUCGGCAUCGGCCUGGACUUUGCCAGUGGCCAGUUCAGCGCCCAGACGGACAGCAUCAAGAUAUGCCCCAUCUGAUGCCAACCUGAGAAUUACAGGGGGUACUGGGGGGUACUAUACCCC
Messenger RNA from Alosa alosa (allis shad), 2763 nucleotides. RefSeq names its product tripartite motif containing 25, like (gene trim25l). Lineage: Eukaryota; Metazoa; Chordata; Actinopteri; Clupeiformes; Clupeidae. Gene Ontology annotation, molecular function: protein binding; zinc ion binding. The record is from RefSeq and is a predicted model, not a curated record.